Messenger RNA from Xenopus tropicalis (tropical clawed frog), 922 nucleotides. RefSeq names its product solute carrier family 22 member 7-like. The record is from RefSeq and is a predicted model, not a curated record. The transcript has 4 exons. The coding region runs from base 8 to 868 and encodes 286 amino acids. Gene Ontology annotation, cellular component: membrane. Gene Ontology annotation, molecular function: transmembrane transporter activity. Lineage: Eukaryota; Metazoa; Chordata; Amphibia; Anura; Pipidae. Gene Ontology annotation, biological process: transmembrane transport.
AACACCCAUGCCAGUUGCUCUGGGCAUCGUUACUACUGACCCCCUUGGGCUUCCCCGCACCAUGAGGUUUGAGGGGCUCCUGGCAGAGGUGGGGGGAUUCGGAAAGUUCCAGAUAUCAAUUUUGCUGAUUACCUGCCUCCCAAGAGUCAUCCUUCCUCUUCACUUCCUACUGCACAUCUUCAUCUCGGCGGCGCCCUCCCACCACUGUGCCACCCCCAGCGCGGGCAAACUGGGGAACUGGAGCCAAUGGAAAUCCCUGCUCCUCUACAUCCCACAGGAACCAGAUGGAUCCCUCAGCUCCUGUCGGAGAUACUCCCACCCCCAACUCCACCUGCUCCCCAACAGCUCAGUGGGACCCCCCAAUAGGUCUACAGAACCUUGUGAGGAAGGCUGGGAGUACGACCAAUCAGUCUUCUCCUCCACCACCGUCACACAGUGGGACCUGGUGUGCGAGAGAAAGGGGUUAAACCAGGCGGCUGCCACUUUCUUCUUCAUGGGACUGACUGUGGGCUCAGUUAUAUGUGGGUACCUGUCUGACAGGUUUGGGCGCAGGAAGAUCCUUCUCGUGUCCAUCCUUAUCAGCUCUGUGUUUGGGCUCCUGUCGUCCUUCUCCGUGUCCUUCCUCAUGUUCUGCCUCAGCAGGUCCAUCUGUGGGGUCGGCCUCAUGGGAAUGACCCUCGUCUCCAUCACUCUCGCCUUGGAGUGGACAGAUGUGGAACACCGCACGUUCUGUAGUACAAUCAAUAGUCUGUCAUGGACUGUGGGCUACAUGAUACUAGCCCUGCUGGCCUACUGCAUAAGGGACUGGCAAUGGCUCCUUUUGGCUACCACUUUGCCUUGCUUGCUCAGUAUCGCCACCUGGUGGUAAGAUCUCAUUCUAUGGCUGGAUAUGUAGAUUGUACCCAAUCCCUGCAGUGUGUGA